Molecule: messenger RNA, 1808 nt
Organism: Hippocampus comes (tiger tail seahorse)
Lineage: Eukaryota; Metazoa; Chordata; Actinopteri; Syngnathiformes; Syngnathidae
Gene: slc30a8
Product: solute carrier family 30 member 8
Exons: 9
Coding region: 307-1506 (399 amino acids)
Biological process (GO): response to zinc ion; response to glucose; insulin secretion
Cellular component (GO): plasma membrane
Molecular function (GO): zinc ion transmembrane transporter activity
Source: RefSeq, a predicted model, not a curated record
UUUUUUUUUUUUUUGCACACGGUGCUUAGGUCACAAGGCUGUCGGAUGCAUCGAGUAUUAAGGCCGUUUGCACACUGGCUGCACGGCACUGACUGACGUUCAAUCAACUUCAGACCAAGUAAGGACAACAAUGCUCCGAGAAGAUCCACUCAAUUAGCUUCCAACAUUUUAAAUUACUUUUAAGCAGAUCCUUUUGCACACUAUUUAUUUAUUCUUCAAAUUUGCUAGUUUUCGAGUGUUUUUUUUUCCCCCGUCUCCUUGAAUUGUGAGGAAUUCCCUUCAGCUGUGACGCUCACCGUGCGAGUCAUGUUUAAAUCUAUGGAUCCCGAGAGGUUUCGCCUUGUCUCUGAUGUUAAAAGCAGCUACGGUAACUCGGGAAGCUUCGAAGCACUGAAUCACGAUGUCAAAGCUGCUGUCAAACAUUGCCAUGACAACAGCCACGCGCAGGAAGACCGCGCGCGAGAAAAGAAAGUCGCCAGGAAGAGGUUGUAUGUGGUGUCUGUCAUCUGCCUGAUUUUCAUGAUUGGCGAAAUCCUUGGGGGCUAUUUUGCAGGAAGCCUUGCAGUGAUGACCGAUGCUGCUCACCUGUUGGUGGACUUCACCAGCUUCAUCAUCAGCCUGUUGUCCCUUUGGCUCUCCUCUAGACCGGCGACGCACAAACUCAGCUAUGGCUGGCAUCGGGCGGAAAUCCUCGGCGCAUUGCUGUCAGUGUUCACCAUCUGGCUGGUAACAGGAGUGUUGGUUUACAUGGCUGUGGAGCGUCUCAUCAGUGACGAUUACACCAUCCAGAGCACAGUCAUGCUCGUCACCUCCGGCUGUGCUGUUUUGGCCAAUGUUAUUAUGGCCCUCACCCUUCAUCAGUCCGGCCAUGGGCACAGCCACGGAGGGCUCUCGUCACAUGGCCACAGUCACGAGAAAGGGAGAGGAAAAGGAGAUGCUCAGAUUUCCAAUCAUGCCCAUUUCGUCGACAAUCUUGCCGACGUAGAGCAAAACCGAGACGGUCAGGGGGCCCGAGUGCAUCAGGCCAACGCCAGCGUGCGCGCAGCCUUUGUGCACGUGGUGGGAGAUCUCCUCCAGAGCAUCAGCGUGCUUGUCAGCGCCAUCGUCAUCUUCUUCAAGCCAGAAUACAAGAUGGCCGAUCCCAUCUGCACGUUCCUCUUCUCCAUCUUAGUUUUGUGCACCACCUUCACCAUCAUGAGAGAUAUUCUGAUUGUCUUGAUGGAAGGUGUCCCAGCAGGGGUGAGGUACGGCGAGGUCCGAGAAGGUCUGCUGGCAGUGAAAGGGGUCACGGCGGUCCAUAACCUUCACAUCUGGGCCCUCACAGUCAAUCAGGCUGUGCUGUCUGCGCAUGUGGCCAUAGAUGAGUCGGUAGAUGCGCAGACCGUUCUGCGAGAGAUGACGCAGGCCUGUUACUCCUCUUACAACUUUCACUCGGUCACCAUCCAAAUGGAGCGACAGGCUGACCUGAAACCUGGUUGCACCCUGUGCGAAGACCCGAAAAUGUAGAAAAGCCUGAGAAGUUGUUGCGUUGUUGAUUUUUUUUUCUACUCUCACUGUUUGUUAUGUGUGCAAAACUCUGAGGUCUGUGCUUUACAUGUUCAAAUUGCGGCGCUGAACAAGGAAGACAAACGACACAAGUUCAUUUUCUCAACUAAGAGUUAUCUCUGUGCUCGUUUUAUGUGAUUAAACAAAAAAUCCCCAAAACAAAACUUGUUUUAAAUUUUGGCUUUGGACACUCCAACCACUUUUCCAUCAGCAUUGUAAGUUAUGUGUUAAGAUGACAUUUUCAAUAAAUCAAUACCUGUAGA